AUGAAGAGGGAAGCGUCUUCCCUGAAGAAGGAGAUCAAAUUACUUGAAUCAAAGAUGAAAAAACUAGAGGAUCAGGCUGAGGCGGCUACUAAGGCCCAGCAGAUGGCUGAAGAGAAAGCAGAGUCUGCUGAGGCUAUCCGAAAAGUAGCUGAAGCUGAGAAGAAAGAGGCCGAGGUAAAAAAGGCCCAGGCUGAGAAGGAGCUCCAGCAGGCUUUGGCCACCAAGGAGGCCGAAGUCAAAGAGGCUGAUGAAAAGGCCUACGCCCAGGGUAUGGCCGACCUUGAUCUCCCUGUUGACUCGCCCUUUCGUAAUGCCGAUGCCAUUCCUUUACCAUUUCCUCCUCCAAGUCAGGUUGAAGACGAAUCAGAGACUGAGGCUGAUGCCGAGGAUGAGGAUGAUGAGAAAAAUGAUGAUGAGGCCUUGGGUGAUGAGGUUGGGGAGGUACCCAAGGAAAUUGCCAUCGGUCAACUAUUGUCCGACCUUCUAUUGGCUGAAAGAAAUCUGGACAAAACGCUGGCUGAGAUUGAUGCCGAGAUUGAGGCAGAAAAGGUUGCCGAGGAGCUUCCACCAGAGUCUUCCGAGGUCCUAGCCCCUCCAGCUGCUAAUGCUGAAGAGUCCUGA
This is a messenger RNA of Camellia sinensis, 621 nucleotides long. Lineage: Eukaryota; Viridiplantae; Streptophyta; Magnoliopsida; Ericales; Theaceae. The record is from RefSeq and is a predicted model, not a curated record.